Molecule: messenger RNA, 3619 nt
Organism: Ictalurus punctatus (channel catfish)
Lineage: Eukaryota; Metazoa; Chordata; Actinopteri; Siluriformes; Ictaluridae
Gene: slc43a1b
Product: solute carrier family 43 member 1b
Exons: 15
Coding region: 276-1961 (561 amino acids)
Biological process (GO): neutral amino acid transport; transmembrane transport
Molecular function (GO): L-amino acid transmembrane transporter activity; neutral L-amino acid transmembrane transporter activity
Source: RefSeq, a predicted model, not a curated record
GAGAGAGAGAGAGAGUAUGCGUGUGUGUGUGUGUGUGUGUGUGUGUGUGUAUGUGUGUGUGUGUGUGUGUGUGAGAGAGAGAGGGAGAGAUCCAUGCGCCUCCUGGAUUGACACUUAUAGGUGUGCAGAAGAAAUAACACCGGCAAACAGAAUAGGACAAAAAGUCACCGCGGACUCGCAAAACAAUUUCUUUUUAUUAUUUUAUUUUAUAAUUUAUUCAGAGGAAUUACUGUGACUUUCCCCUAGCUCUGUACACCGUGUGUAAGUGAUUGGAAAUGGCACCGUCUCUCUCACAAGCCUACAGAAGGCGCUGGUGGAUGGCCUUGACGGCUAUAAUUGAGAACCUGCUCUUCUCUGCUGUGUUGCUAGGCUGGGGUUCACUCCUAAUCAUGCUCAAGACUGAGGGUUUCUAUUCACAUUUGUGCAUAGAAAAUGAGACUGAGCAUCAUGUUAACAGAAGCUUGGAGGAGGGCUCUGUGUGGCUGAGCUGUGUUGAGCAAGAGGAGAUCCUGAAUCUUGGCUUUACGAUCGGCUCUUUUAUCAUCAGCGCAGCCACUCUGCCACUGGGAAUCCUGAUGGACAAGUAUGGGCCACGCCCUCUACGGCUGCUGGGAAGUUCCUGUUUUGCAUUCUCAAUGAUCUUGAUUGCUGUGGCAGGAUAUGAUCCUUCAAUAUUAUCACCUCUCAUCUUUAUUGCUGUCUCUUUCAAUGGCUUUGGAGGAAUAUGUCUGACCUUUACUUCAUUAACGCUCCCCAACAUGUUUGGAAAUGUGCGUUCCACCAUUCUUUCACUCAUGAUCGGUUCUUAUGCUUCCUCUGCGGUUACCUUCCCAGGAGUCAAGUUAAUCUAUGAUCUGGGGGUGUCAUUCCGCUUGAUCUUCUGGGUGUGGGCAAGCUUGGCUUGUCUUGUCUUCCUCAACUGCUUUCUUAAUUGGCCUGUGGAGCCUUUCCCCCCCCCUGAGGAGAUCAGCUACACUAAAAAAGUAAAGCUGAGUGGUGUAGCAAUGGAUCAUAAAGUGACAGGGGAUCGCUGCUAUAGUCAUGUAACCACUGUAGCGCGGGAAAUUACUAAAAAACAGGUUUUGGAUGAGUAUAAACAAAGCAAUGGAGCAGCUGAACAGUGCCAGGGUACCCAGCCAUUUCGCCGCUCUGUGUGUUCUGCCAUCUUCUUGUGGAGUUUGAUCACCAUGGCGAUCACCCAGCUCCGCAUCAUAUUUUAUAUGGGAGCCAUGAAUAAGAUGCUGGAGUUCCUGGUUACACAUGGUGACCCCAAUGCUCCAGAAGAGUUGGUGAAAGAAGCAGAAGAGCAAGUGAGCCUCUACUCAUCUAUCUUCGGCACUAUGCAGCUGCUGUGUCUCCUGACCUCCCCUCUUAUUGGGUACAUCAUGGACUGGAAGAUGAAAGAGUGCGAGGAGGACAGUAGUUUGGUGGAUGGAGAGAACAGGCCACCCAAGAGAGACAGAAAGAUCCAGAAACUCACCAAUGCAAUCACAGCUUUUAUCUUCACUAAUCUCUUGCUGGUGUUGUUUGGCACCACAUGCUUGAUAGACAACCUUCCUCUCCAGUUGAUGUCCUUUGUUCUUCAUACUGUUGUAAGAGGUUUCAUUCACUCUUGCUGUGGAGGACUCUAUGCUGCUGUGUACCCAUGUAACCACUUUGGCACUCUGACGGGCCUGCAAUCUUUAAUAAGCGCUCUGUUUGCGCUCCUCCAGCAGCCACUGUUUGUCUUCAUGUUGGGUCCACUUAGGGGAGAUCCUUACUGGAUCAACUUUGGGCUGCUUAUUUUCUCAGUGCUUGGCUUUCUGUUGCCAGGAUACCUGUUCUACCAUCGCAGACAACUCAUUAAACAGAAGAAGGUACGGGAUCAGGCAACAACUGACCAGUCAGAAGUUGUUUGUAACCAAUCAGCAAAAGGCCUUGAGAAACUCUACAGUGAUGGGCUUGAUACAGACAAGAUUUAAGAAGGAGCGAUAUAGAAAACGAAUUUGUGACAAAGGCAAUUGCAUUCUUGCUUUUCUGAACAACAAACUUGAAUACAAACAACCAAAGAUUUACACCAUGGACAUUUUAAGGGGACAUUUAGGGAAAUUUAUAUUCAGCCGUAUGGUGGGAUUAAAAAAGGGAGCAAUUACAAAAAGGUCCACAUUUUCAAAUCGCACAAUUUGUAAAUUCUAUGGAUGCAACUUUUAGGUCUUAUGACCAAGCCAGCAGGAUUGUUUUUAAUAAAUAAAUAAAAUAGACCUCAUUUACCAAGCUGAAUAGAAACAAAGGUAUUUGCAAACCAAUCGUAGCAGAAGUUGCACAAAAUGUGGUAUUAAUGAAAAAUUAUUUAUUCGGAAAAACAUUUGAAACUCGGAUAAUUGUUGUGCAGUACUGAUACACAGAUUAUUCUGACAAGUUUCAAUGGCUUAUCUAGCAUAAAUGUAGUGAAACCUUACACUGAGCAAUCUAGAACAAAUCCACAAAUUAAAAUACAUAAGACUAAAAAAAGAAAUGGCACCCAAUAACAGGAGGAAGAGUUAGUCUCUGUCCAUGGUAACCGACGCAAUGCAGUAGCUGAGCUGCAUUACUGGAGCCACACAAUGCUUAGAAGACACUCUUUCACCGUUUAGUUGCCAUUUUGUCAGUUUCAGCUCUCUGAUAGCUUUGCUUUUUAUGGUGUUCUGUGAUGUGGGCAUCACUAAACUUAAAUCUGUGCUAUGAAUGUGCUUGGUGAUUUAUAGGCGUAUAUGAAGAAACGUUACCGAAACCAAACCUGGCGGGAAUUUAGGUUUCACUUACAAAAACAUAUUAAUGACUGAUGAAUGUAAUGCACUUUGCAAUAAAUCAUCACAUUAUACUGACUGGCUGAUAUCACCAUAAGCUACCUCCAGUUAGAGGUAAACCAUUACUCAGUUAAACCAUUACGUCUAAGUCUGUUGCUACUGAAUGUGUCUGUUUAGAGCACUUUUUAAUAGUAUUGUUCUGUUAGUCACUGCAGUUUGUACUGAGUAGAAGAAAGAAUGUAUGCUUGCUUAUUAUACUUAGUUUGUUUUAAUGCGUGUUUGUGUUUGGAAGUCAGUGCUUCUGUUAUGAGGAUAUGAGUUCAAACCACAGCACUGUUACGGUUGGCUCCUUGAGUAAGAUCUUUAAUAAAAAACUGCACAAUUGUAUCCUGUUACAACUGUAAGUGUCUUUGGAAAAAAUCCUCAGCCGUAUGAGUAAAAACACAUAAAUUUAUGGUUGCCAAAUUAUUUGCUAACUGCGCUUUGAACUUGUACACCAUUACUUUGUACUUGAAGUGUGUGAUUAUAUUUUCAUUUCAGUGUUAUAGAGCUAUAUACAAAUUGUUUUAACAAAUGUCAGCCUACUUUAGAUGCAGAAAUGCGGAAUCAAUCUAAUGAUAUUGGGAGAAUAUGAUAAGCUAGUCCUAUUUACUGACAAAUUAAUGUUUUGGUGGACUUCCACCUGAAAGUUUGAUGAGUUGCACUUCUGCUAUCAGGGAUGUAUUUGUCUGUGAACUUGCUUUUUAUGUAUUAACCUUUCUUUCAACAAAUGUCAAACAACAGUCCGGACCUUCAGUAAGAAGGUUACAGGGUUAUACAGUGCUGUGAAAAAGUAUUAAACAAAUUUAUAUAUA